AUGAUUGAUUUGGGGUUUCAUGGAGCCAGAUACACUUGGGUUAAUAAGCAGGAUGAGGGGUUUUUUAUUCAGGAAUGGUUGGAUAGAGCUUUUGCUAAUUGUGCUUGGUCUAAUCUGUAUCCAGAAGCCACUGUGAGACAUUUAACUAGGAUUCACUCAGAUCACUGUCCAAUCCUUUUGUCCUUAGAGAAGACCCCAGAGUUACAACUCCCCAGACCUUUCAGGUUUCAACCGAUGUGGAUGUCUCAUCCUUUUUUUGGAAAAUUAUUAUCGGGUAAUUGGACGGAUCAACAGGAGUUGGAAGGCAACCUGCAGAAGUUCACUGAGGUAGUGAAGAGAUGGAAUAAGGAGAUUUUUGGGAAUAUUUUUCAGAGAAAGGCAAGAAUUGAAGCAAGACUAAAGGGUAUCCAAAAAGCUUUAGCUUAUGGUCCCAGUAGGUUCCUCAUUAGGUUAGAAAAGCAGCUAAGUGAGGAGUAUUGGGAAGUCAGUCAGCAGGAAGAGGAGUUUUGGUCUGUUAAAUCUUGGUAUAACUGGCUAAUCCAAGGUGACAAGAACACAGCUUUCUUCCACACGUCCACUCUGAUUAGAAGGAAAAGGAAUAAAAUUUCCUGUCUUAAAGAUAGGAUGGGGAAUCUUGUUCACAGGAAGGAGGAGAUUGUUGGCCUAUUGAGGGAAGGUUUUAUGCUCUUUUUGAAACUAGUCAGUGUAUAG
This is a messenger RNA of Quercus lobata, 711 nucleotides long. RefSeq lists its product as uncharacterized. The transcript has a single exon. NCBI's taxonomy places the organism in Eukaryota, Viridiplantae, Streptophyta, Magnoliopsida, Fagales, Fagaceae. The record is from RefSeq and is a predicted model, not a curated record. Bases 1 to 711 code for a protein of 236 amino acids.